GUUUCUACUUUGCAGUCUAGAGGUAAUAAUGAUAUAACCUUUACAAUAUUUACUUUCUCAUUGGAUUCGUUUUUUUCUCUUUGCAUCUCAUGUUCUAGAUAGAUAGAUAGAUAGAUAUUGAGUGUCAUACACAAGAUAAUUAUCUUGAGUUAAGGAAAAAAAAUGCAUGGUUUUAAGCUCUUUGAUAGAUUCAAGAGCACACAAGUCCAUGCUUUAAGCCCCCAAGAUAACAACUCCGGUUCAAGAGGAAAACUUCCAAAAUCUAAAUUUACAAUCUCUGGCUCAGGAGCUCAAGCUUUACUUCCUUAUGGACUCCCAACAACUGAGCUCCUUGAACCCCCUAUAGACUAUUACUUGCAGCCUAUAGACUAUGUGGAAUCUUUAGCUGAAAUUCAUAGACGCCUGAAUACUUGCUCACUAACGGAUAAGUCAAUAUUAUGCAUCGAGCAGUAUUCGAUUUUGCGAGGAUUAGGUGAUCCUAAGUUGCUUAGAAGGUGCCUUUGCGCAGCGAGGCAAUAUGCUUUUGAUGUGCACUCGAAGGCAGUGCUUUCUGCUUGGUUAAGGUUUGAGAGGAGAGAAGAUGAGUUUAUUGGUGUGUCAUCAAAGGAUUGUAGUGGGUACAUCCUUGAAUGUCCAAUGGCUGCUUUGGUUUCUGGAUACGAUCCGAACUCGAUUUAUGAUCGUUGCCAAUGUUUUCAAGAUGAUCUUGAGGCAUUUCGUAGUCAAAUAUCGGUGGGGAAUGAGAGCUCGAGUUUGGAGGAGGAUGGUGAUGUUUCAUUUUGCAUUGGUGAUAAUGAGAGCUCGAGUUUGGAGGAGAAUGGUGAUGUUUCAUUUUGCAUUGGUGAUGAGCUGGUUCAUUGUGUUAGAUUCAAAAUUGCUUCUCUUUCGGGCCCAUUUAAGGCUAUGCUAUAUGGUAGCUUUGUGGAGUCAAGAAGAGAUAAGAUUGAUUUUUCGAAGACUGGGAUAUCAGUGGAGGGGAUGAGAGCAGUGGAAGUGUACAGUAGGACUAGGAGAGUUGAUUUGUUUUGCCCUGCGAUUGUUUUGGAGUUACUUUCUUUUGCAAACAUGUUUUGUUGUGAGGAGUUGAAAUGUGUUUGUGAUGCUCAUUUGGCUUCGUUGGUCUGUGGGAUUGAGGAUGCAUUGAUUCUUAUUAAUCAUGCCUUGGAAGAAAGGGCAAAUCUUCUCGUAGCCUCUUGCUUACAGGUGUUUCUAAGAGAGCUUCCAAACUCUCUGUAUAACCACAAAGUGAGGGGUGUUUUUUGUAUCCCGGAGGCAAGGGAGAGAUUGGCCAUGCUGGGGCACGCUUCAUUCUUCCUCUAUUAUUUCCUGAGCCAGGUUGCUAUGGAGGAGAAUAUGGCACUGAGCACAACAGUGAUGUUAUUGGAGGGGUUGGAAGAGUUUGCUACAGAAAAGUGGCAGAAAGCACUUGCUUUGCAUCAACUAGGUUGUGUAAUGCUUGAGAGAAAAGAAUACAAGGGUGCCCAAUUUUAUUUUGAGGCAGCUGUUGAUGCAGGUCAUGUUUAUUCAUUAGCAGGUGUUGCUAGGACCAAAUACAAACAAGGGCAACAGUAUUCAGCAUUUAGGUUGAUGAACUCUCUUAUUUUUGAAUAUAAACCAUUAGGGUGGAUGUACCAAGAGCGAUCUCUGUAUGGUGUUGGACGGGAGAAAAUAAUGGAUUUGAAUACUGCAACUGAACUGGAUCCAACCCUUUCAUUUCCAUUCAAAUUCAGAGCUGUUAUGAAGGUGGAAGAGAAACAGAUUAGGGCAGCUAUUCAAGAGAUUGAUAAAAUUAUCAGGUUCAAGCUCUCACCUGAUUGUCUUGAGUUGAGGGCAUGGUUUUUCAUUGCUCUUCAAGAUUAUGAAACUGCUUUGAGGGAUAUUCGAGCAUUAUUAACCUUGAAGCCUAAUUACAUGAUGUUCCAUGGGAAGGUGAGUGGAGAUCACUUGGUUGAGCUUCUCAGCCAUCGCGUUCGGCAAUGGAGUAUGGCUGACUGCUGGAUGCAACUUUACGAAAGAUGGUCUUCUGUUGAUGACAUUGGCUCUCUGGCUGUCAUACAUCAGAUGCUGGUAAAUGAUCCUGCAAAGAGCCUACUAUGGUUUCGACAAUCUUUGCUUCUUUUGCGGUUAAAUUGUCAGAAGGCAGCAAUGCGCUGUCUGCGAUUGGCUAGAAAUCAUUCCAGUUCUGUGCAUGAACGACUGAUAUAUGAAGGAUGGCUUUUAUAUGACACUGAUCAUCGUGAAGAAGCUCUCUCUAAAGCUGAGAAAUCCAUUUCGAUCCAGAGGUCAUUUGAAGCUUUCUUCCUUAAGGCAUAUACAUUAGCUGAUACAAAUCUGGAUCCUGAAUCUUCAUCUACUGUCAUCCAACUUCUGGAGGAAGCUCUUAGAUGCCCUUCAGAUGGUCUUAGGAAAGGACAAGCAUUAAAUAAUUUAGGAAGUAUUUAUGUGGAUUGUGGUAAGCUGGAUCAGGCUGCAGACUGCUACAAGAAUGCCCUUAACAUCAAGCACACAAGAGCUCAUCAAGGUCUGGCACGUGUCUAUCAUAUAAAAAAUCAACGAAAAGCUGCAUUUGAUGAGAUGACCAAGCUAAUAGAGAAGGCACAUUACAGUGCAUCAGCAUAUGAGAAACGAUCAGAAUACUGUGACCGCGAGAAGGCAAAAGACGACCUUAAGAUGGCAACACUUCUGGAUCCUCUAAGAACAUACCCAUACAGAUACAGAGCAGCUGUGCUAAUGGAUGACCAAAAGGAAGCUGAAGCUCUAGAAGAGCUUACUAAGGCCAUAGCUUUCAAGCCUGAGUUGCAAAUGCUCCAUCUUCGAGCAGCAUUUUAUGAAUCAAUGGGAGACAAAACCUCUGCUCUUCAAGAUUGUGAGGCAGCUCUCUGCCUGGACCCAAACCACUCAGACACACUUGAUCUGUAUAAUAGAACACAAGACCAAGCUACACGAAGCAUUUGAGCUUUUCUUUUUCAUUUUUUUGAAAUCAUGGCCUAUCAGACAUCCAGCGACAAAACCAUCCCAGCUAUGAGAAGGAAGGACUGCAUAAAGAAGCUGUAAUGAACUCAUUAGUAUAUACAUCUUAAUGGUAUUGAUGAUAGAGCUAGAAAAGAGUGUUGCAAACUGCAUUUGGACAAUGCCCUUGCAGAUAGUUAUUUACAGUCUGCAUCAAGAAGCUGUAAUGAACUCAUUAGUAUAUAGAUCUUAAUGGUAUUGAUGAUAGAGCUAGAAAAGAGAGUUGCAAACUGCAUUUAAACAAUGUCCCUCGCAGAUCGUUCUGUAUAGGCAUGACCACAUGAUCGAUUAGUGGUAUGGGAUUGAUGCUGGAAGGGUUCAUGUACAGCAACUUCAUGCUAUUGAUACUAUAGAAAGUUACAGGUUUCACAAUUAAUCUCUCAUUAGAAACAGGAAUUAUUUUCCUUCUUCCUCCUUGAGUUCAUUCGUGUACAUGAACAAAAGCCAGGGUAGGGAUUUAAAUCUUUUUGUUGUGUCAUGCUUUUCUUUAAACUAAAGAUGGCAGAGGUGAUGUUCUCGAGUUAA
This is a messenger RNA of Populus euphratica (Euphrates poplar), 3534 nucleotides long. RefSeq names its product ethylene-overproduction protein 1-like. The record is from RefSeq and is a predicted model, not a curated record. NCBI's taxonomy places the organism in Eukaryota, Viridiplantae, Streptophyta, Magnoliopsida, Malpighiales, Salicaceae. The transcript is spliced from 5 exons. Gene Ontology annotation, molecular function: protein binding. Gene Ontology annotation, biological process: negative regulation of ethylene-activated signaling pathway. Bases 163 to 2955 code for a protein of 930 amino acids.